AUUUGAGCGAUAUAUGAAGAUUAUUAAGGGGUAUGUUAGGAAUAGAAGUCGGCCAGAAGGAUGCAUCGUCGAAUGCUAUAUUGCAGAAGAGGCAGUUGAAUUUUGUUCUGAAUACCUGACUGGUGUACAAAGAAUUGGGUUAAAUGAUGUUGAAAAUGUUGAGAUUCAGAGUCGUCGUGGUAGCGUUGUAUGCACAGUAAAUCGAGAUAUACUAGAUGAAGCGCAUCGUCUUGUGUUGCAGAAUAUAAAUGAAAUUCAACCUUAUAUCGAGGAACAUUUUAAUUGGAUAAAGACCAAAUUUCCAUCCAAGUCAAGGAACUCAAAAUGGUUACAAGACGAACAUUAUCGAACUUUUAGUAGUUGGAUAGAACAAAAGGUAAAUUGAGUUGAUUAUGCAAAG
Humulus lupulus (European hop) is the source of this 400-nucleotide messenger RNA. RefSeq lists its product as uncharacterized. The record is from RefSeq and is a predicted model, not a curated record. Bases 14 to 385 code for a protein of 123 amino acids. NCBI's taxonomy places the organism in Eukaryota, Viridiplantae, Streptophyta, Magnoliopsida, Rosales, Cannabaceae. The transcript has 2 exons.